Durusdinium trenchii is the source of this 1603-nucleotide messenger RNA. NCBI's taxonomy places the organism in Eukaryota, Dinophyceae, Suessiales, Symbiodiniaceae. The record is from the annotation of a GenBank genome assembly.
CUGCCCGAAAUCAGCGACCUCCAUGGCCAUUCAUGGCCUACGAGAACUGUGGCAAGGAGGAACUCUUGAAGCUCUUGGCGCUCCGCGAUCGCAAGAUCGCUCGCUGUGAGUACGAGAUCCUCUCCUUGAAAGAGGAGUUGGGCCGAUGUAAAGAAAGAGAGGCCCUCUUGAAGACGGAGUUGGCCCAUAUGGAGGUUUUGUGUGAGGACGAUGCGUUGCAAGCACCCAAGCAGUUUCCACGUGCCCGCAGUGCUUUGCGGGACUUCGAACGGGAGGCUGGAAGCCCGACCCCUGUCUCUCCGCAGAACCAUCUCGAUCAAGCAAAGGAACGCUACGACCAGGCGGGUAAAGACCGGAGCAAUUACGUCGCGGCGGCUGAGGAUGUCAUUUUAAUUGUUUUUUCCAUCGAGUUCUAAAGGGGUUGUUUUUAGACCCAUAAGUGAGUUGAUAAUAGAAAACACGCCCUGUUGCACCCCUUGGGAUCUGUUGGUGCAGUGUGUUUUGUCCUUUUCUUCCUGCCGAAGCGCCGAUUGAAUCUAUGCAAUACCAGAAAGACAUUGGGAUUUGAGGCAUCUCGUCUUUUUUUGGGGGGGGGCGGUGUUGCGAAUUGAACGUGUACAAUUCCGACAUUUGAUGCGUUGAUCCUUGAUGCGUCAACGAGCCGAGCUGGCACCAAUCAAGACCUGAGGCGUUCAGACUGCUCCGUUUCCGCCGUUGCGGUCCGGUGAUUUCCGGAGCUGAGCGAAGCGAAGCUGGCUGAAGAGGACACCCUCCGACUCUUUCUCUGCGGAAAAUGGUUUAGUUGGAAGACUAGAUCUGUACAAACAGGCAGUUCUUCCUGUAGCCCCCACGUCCUCUUGUGUUCGUGGUGUUCGUCGAGUUUCGUGUCAGGUGCUCAGCAUUGCGAAUAAGGCGCUGUGAUGCGGUCAACAGUUCGGUGUGCUGUUUCGCUGUGUGCUGUUGAUUGCGUGUUUUCCAUGCAUCACUUGCUACAGGAAAACAUGAGCUGCUUUACUUUGCCCCGCUUGUGUGAUCUCUACUUCAGAAUUCUCUGGAGCUGAAAUAGUUGAUGUCCUGAAACAAGACCCAGAUCUAUGGAACUAUAUGAAGCAUCUCCACAAACUUGAGUUCAACAUCCUUUGAUUCCCAAUUCCUUUGGCUUACCGCUUCCUCCUCCUCCUCCCAGUGCAUGUUGUAUCAGAGCUGCCCCCAUACCCCAUGCCCCUCAGGCCUCUGAGGCAUGGACCCGGGUCACUGAAGCCUUGAAAGAGGUGCAGACGGCUCCCUCUCCUUAGAGGCGACGGCCUCUCCGCCUUUUCCGCGCUCGGUUGAGCGGCGACGAAGCGACGCCGUGGCCCCCGUGGUCAAGCGAGAAGACCCACCCGGGCGGGUCCCCAGCGGAGAGAAGAGAUGCGACAAAGAGACGCUUCGGUUCCGACGCAGCAAAGAGACGCUUCGGAAAAAGCAGGGAGUGCGGAAAAAAGGCGAGAGUGGACACUGUCCAUGCGAAACAAACGGAUUUUGUGGCUGAGCGGAGAUCAUGGUUUCCAUGCUUUUUGUGGAUUCAGUCAGUCCAGCAAUGUCGGCGGUUGAGGGUUCUGAC